This is a messenger RNA of Colletotrichum orchidophilum, 1158 nucleotides long. RefSeq lists its product as uncharacterized. Lineage: Eukaryota; Fungi; Ascomycota; Sordariomycetes; Glomerellales; Glomerellaceae. Bases 1 to 1158 code for a protein of 385 amino acids. The transcript is spliced from 2 exons. The record is from RefSeq and is a predicted model, not a curated record.
AUGGCGACAAACGCGCCGACCUCUUCGGUCGCGCCGGUGAUGGCGGCGACCGCGCCCGCUGAGCAACCACCGAAAGCACCCAGUAAGAUUGACGGCGGCGAUGACUCGGAGUGGGAGUAUGAGUAUUCGACCACGGAGACCGAAACCUACUACCUGACUGUCGACCUCUCCAUCCCACAACUGCUACGGCGCAAACGAAACAUGCCAGUAUCAGGACGAGGCGGAUAUCACUACAAACACUGGGCAGGCCCUCACAGGAAACCCGACGAGCCAAAACACCACCGCAUUAUGUCAGACGACGAGAAUGAUGACGAGCCCGCGGCCGAGCCCGAAGACGAAGAAGAGAUGGAUCAGGGACAGGCGGACCCAAACAUUGAUGGCUAUGACGCCGACUUUGAAUCCGAGCAAGCUCCCGAGAUCCAAAUCUUGGACCUGCAUUCCAACAAGCCCAUGUUCGCGUACAAGGGCAAGAUUUUCGAGGGGCAGUGGUCGCGAAACCUGGGCACCGAAGUCAUAUUUGCCGAGCACGAGCACGAGGAUCCGAUUCCGGCUCUGCGACAUCUCCCCGGCGGUGUCGACAUGCUCGCGGCCAGCUGGUCGAGGAUCAACACGACAGAGAAGCGUUUAGAACCAAAACACGAGGCGGCAGCAAAAGACGACCCGCUGGAGGACAUUAGGAGGCAGCAUGGAAUUCAUAUACCCAUCACAGCAGACAAGACGGGCGAGCGCAAGCGUCAAACAAGGUUUUUGGAGAACUUGAUGGCCUUGAAGGUCAAGAGAGGCGAAAAGGACGAGGUCACGGUGUACGCCCAUGCCGCGCCAAAGCCGAUGACAGAGGGCACGAACAGCCGGAGGAAAAGGCGUAAGCCGCUGCCGGAUGGGAUGCCGAAGAAACGUCGGGGUCGGGGAGGCGGCGUCCGCGGGAGAGGCGGUCCAUCCGCAUUGGGGAUGGUUCCUGAGCAAAAUGAGCGACAAGAUAGCAGCGUAGCAGAGGCAGCGGCUUCGCGGGAUGGAGCGUUGUCAACGCCAACGCCGACGACAUGGGCGAACCUAGAUGGGCAGGGCGGAGGAGCAGGCAAAGGUUCGGGCCCGAAAGAUGAUGAUGAAGCAAGCGACAACGACGACGAAGACUAUGAGGAUGGUGGAGAUUUGGAGUAG